Salvelinus namaycush (lake trout) is the source of this 4204-nucleotide messenger RNA. RefSeq names its product ubiquitin-protein ligase E3A-like. Lineage: Eukaryota; Metazoa; Chordata; Actinopteri; Salmoniformes; Salmonidae. The coding region runs from base 93 to 2711 and encodes 872 amino acids. The record is from RefSeq and is a predicted model, not a curated record. The transcript has 14 exons. Gene Ontology annotation, molecular function: ubiquitin protein ligase activity. Gene Ontology annotation, cellular component: cytosol. Gene Ontology annotation, biological process: regulation of ubiquitin-dependent protein catabolic process; protein polyubiquitination.
AUUAUAAUGAGUUUGUUGACAUCAGGGUGCUGUAGAAUAUUAUCUUCCAGGCAGAACGAACCAUAUGCUGACUGACUAAGCAAGACUUUACUAUGUCAAAGGAAGCAAAUGAAUAUGAGAGUACAGUUACCUACAUCAUAGAGGACACUAAACCAAGCCGAAUGAAGAGAGCGGCUGCAAAGCAUCUAAUUGAGCGCUACUUUCGCCAGUUAACAGAGGGCUGUGGAAAUGGGGCCUGCACGAAUGAGUUGUGUGCUUCGUGUCUUGGUUUUCAACCGCUGGAUCACAACACGGCAGCUAUCAGAGCCCUGGAGCUCUAUAAAAUGAAUGCCAAACUGUGUGGUCGUCACUCUGCUGCCUUCCCUGACAAUAGCAGUGCCAAAGAAACCCACCCUGCCUUAUUGGGCGACCGUCACGGGAAGAUGCCAGACCACGAAGACAACCUGUUUCCUCCUAGGGAAGACUUCAGAGAGGUGCAUUACCUGACCGAGGAGAAGGUGUAUGAGAUCCUGAGUAUCUGUGAGGGGAAGAAGGACUACUCUCCUCUGAUCCGAGUCAUCGGGAGGAUCUUCUCCAGCGCUGACGGUCUGGUGCGGAGCUUCAGGAAAGACAAGGAGCAACACCCCAACACCAAGGAGCAGCGCAAGACCCACCAGGCCAAAGACGAGGACAAGGACGAGGACGACAAGGAGAGAACCACCGCCAUGGAGCAGGAAUCAGAGGCCUCGGCGUCCAUGGAAGGAGCGACGGGAUCGACGGAGAACAGACUGGGUCCUGUGGAGGUCUCAGUGGACAUAGAAGCUGUGAGGAGAGUGUACGACAGACUCCUCUCCAACGAGAAGAUGGAAUCAGCCUUCCUCAACGCCCUGGUCUACCUAACUCCCAACGUAGAGCUGGAUCUAACCUAUCUGGACGUGUACGACACCAACCCAGACUACCUAAACAUCUUCGUCAUCGUGAUGGAGAACAGCAGCCUCCACAGCCCAGAGUACCUGGAGAUGGCCAUGCCUCUGUUCUGUAAGUGUAUGAGUAAACUCCCUCUGCCUGCCCUGGCCAAGCUGACGCGCCUGUGGUCUCGGUACAGUGUAGAGCACAUCAGGCGUAUGAUGGAGACCUUCCAGCAACUCAUCACCUACACGGUAAUCAGCAACGAGUACGACAGCGACAGUCUGGUCAACGACGACGCGUGUGUGGUGGCUGCAGCCAAGUGUCUGAAGCUGGUGUUCUACGCCAACGUCCUGGGAGGAGACCUGGAUACGGGUCACAAUGAGGAGGAGGAGCCUGCGUCAGAGUCCAGCGAGCUCACCCUGCAGGAGCUCCUGGGGGAGGAGAGGAGUAACAAGAAGGGGCCCCGGGUCGACCCUUUGGAGAAGGAGCUGGGCGUCAGGACCCUGGACUGCAGACGACCCCUCAUCCCCUUCGAGGAGUUUGUCAACGAGCCGCUGAACGAUGUUCUAGAGAUGGACAAGGACUUUACCUUCUUCAAGGUGGACUCGGAGAGUAAGUUCUCCUUCCAGAGCUGUCCCUUCAUCCUCAACGCCUGCACCAAGAGCCUGGGUCUGUACUACGACAACCGCAUCAGCAUGUACAGCGAGAGGAGGAUCACGGCGCUCUACAGCCUGGUACAAGGACAGCAACUCAACCCGUACCUCAGGCUCAAAGUACGACGAGACCACAUCAUCGACGACGCCCUCGUCAGGUUAGAGAUGAUCUCCAUGGAGAACCCAGCGGACCUGAGGAAGCAGCUGUUUGUGGAGUUUGAAGGAGAGCAGGGCGUUGACGAAGGAGGAGUGUCUAAAGAGUUUUUCCAGCUUGUCCUUGAGGAGAUGUUCAAUCCCGAUAUUGGCAUGUUUACGUAUGAUGAGUCCACCAAGCUGUUCUGGUACAACCCGUCCUCUCUGGAGAAUGAGGCCCAGUUCACCCUGAUCGGCAUCGUCCUGGGCCUGGCCAUCUACAACAACUGCAUCUUGGAUGUUCACUUCCCCAUGGUGGUCUACAGGAAACUGAUGGGGAAGAAAGGGACCUAUCUUGACCUGGCAGACUCUCACCCGGUUCUGUACCAGAGUCUGAAGGAGCUGCUGGACUAUGAGGGCGACGUGGAGGAGGACAUGAUGAUCACCUUCCAGAUCUCACAGACUGACCUGUUUGGAGACCCCAUCACUUACGACCUGAAGGAAAACGGGGACAAGAUACCUGUGAAUGAGGACAAUAGAGCGGAGUUUGUGUCUCUGUAUGGCGAUUACAUCCUUAAUAAGAGUGUGGAGCGCCAGUUCAAAGCCUUCAGGAGGGGCUUCCAGAUGGUCACCAACGAGUCUCCUCUCAGCUGUUUGUUUAGACCUGAAGAGGUGGAGCUACUCAUCUGUGGAAGCAGAAAUUUAGACUUUCAAGCGCUUGAAGAAACGACAGAGUAUGACGGAGGCUACAGCAAGGAUUGUCGCAUUAUUAAAGACUUCUGGGAGACGGUGCAUUCAUUUGGUGAGGAGGAUAAGAGACUUUUCCUCCAGUUUACGACGGGGACUGACAGAGCACCCGUAGGAGGCCUGGGCAAGUUAAAGAUGAUCAUCGCCAAGAACGGCCCCGACACAGACAGGUUACCUACUUCUCACACGUGUUUUAAUGCUUUGCUGCUCCCUGAAUACGAUUCAAAGGAGAAACUGAAGGAGAGACUUCUCAAAGCCAUCACUUAUGCCAAAGGAUUUGGAAUGCUGUGAAACAAACAAAAAUGACAACUCUGCAAAAAACAAAACAAACUUCCUGGCUUCAGUUCAAUGGUUUUAUGUUUUUGUAAUGGAGAAGGAAGGAAUUAUACAAGGAGGCAACAGUUGAAAUUGAUGUGGCAUUACGACAAGGAAGUGCUCCAGAGACUGUGUGCCUGAACAGGAACUAGACUCAACUAGCAGACAUUCGAUCUAGCCCCCCCCCAGAUCCAUUUAAUGUACGCAGAACCUCUCCUUACAUUCUAGGUUAUUCAAACAGUUAAAUCAGUUAUAAUUCUUACUGGAGCUCGCUGGAUUUAUUUGAUGUGUUUUAUUAAAGAUUUUUUUGACGUGUAAAAACUUUUAAGAAGAAGAAGCAGGUUAUAAUUAAUUGUUGUGGAAGUGCACUUAACUAGACCUUCUGAAUGUUAGCGAAUGGUAUAUACAGUACUGUAUACUGCCGUUUUUAGGACAUUUUGUUAGUUUAUGAUAUUCUUUUAAUGCCAGCAGUGUUGUCGGUAACACUUCCUAAUAUAAUACCCUCUUCAUAAUGCAUUGAAAAGUACAUUUUAUAAUGUCUUAUGAGCUAUGCAUUAUAAUGCCCUGCCAGGUGUUUUAUAGCUGCUCAUAGACCUCUAUAAUGCUUUGUUUCAAGUUUUAUUGUCACGUGCACAAGUACCGUGAAAUACUUUUUCCACUGUACUUGAAGGGGGGGGUGUUCAUAUGACGUAUUAGCGUGGUGUCGUCUAAGGCACAGGACUAUUCUAACCAGUACACCAAUACAGUGUUCCUGCUCUUCUACAAGCUAUGCAAGUGGGACCCUAUUCCCUACAUAGUGCACUACUUUUAACCAGGGCCCCUACAUAGGGAAUAGGGUGCCAUUUGGGACGUGCCAUUUCACCCUAUUGUAUGACGGCGUUGCAUCAUCGUCUUGUACCGCUGCCUCUUUGGCAAAUCUCCCUGCUACUUUUGGCUGCAGUCCAGCACUCUUUCUAAUGUGUUGAAUAGCUUGCUGUUCAAUACGUAGAUGUUUUUUGGGAUUGUUCAUUUUGUAUGCCGGACAGAACGGAGCACUCUCUUAGCCCUGACGGGGGUGCUUUCAGUUUUUCUAUUUUAUUUUAAUGCAUGGUUACAGACACAACGUAAAUAAUUAGCUUUACAAAGCUCCAGUGAAUUGUUAGUCGUUUGGUAGCUGUACUCUCACUUACAGUUGCAAAAUAAUUUUUUAGGGGGGGGAAAUGCUUUUCCCAAAAAUCCCUUGGUUUUUCCAGAAAUCCCAGUUGGAAGAGUCCCAGAAUCGGGAGGAAAUCCAGAAUCCUCCAACCAGGAGUUUUUGGAAAACCUGGGAAUUUUGGGAACGUUAUCAGAAUUCUGCAACCCUAAUCUGACUUCACAGUUAAUCUGACCCAUAUAAUGUGAAUUUUUGACUUGGAGAGAAGUGUUUUUAUAAUAAUACCACUGAAUUGAUGUGCCACAUCAAUGCUCUGAACAGUGUGUUAUUCUCUGAA